AUGCUAAUGCUCCAGCACGCACUGGGAAGAAAAUUGCCGCUCAUCCAGUCUUUUCUACCCAUAGCAGUGUGUUGGCUGAUACUGUUGGUCAUCAUAGGCCUCCGUUUCCACUCCGUUACCAAUCGCAACCUCAACAACAGUAUCUCCGAAAAACCGAUCACAGACCUGACCGCAUUAAAGCUGGAGCUGGAGACACAAAACCAGGAGCUGGAGACACGAAACCAGGAGCUGGAGACGGAGACGAAGAACUUAAAAGGACCGAUACAAAACAUCAGUCGAGCUCAGUGGAGCAUCGAUGAAUACUGCCCCAAAGUAAAGAACGUGUCAGAGAGACGGUGUAGAGCUUGUCAGGAGGGAUGGAGACUCAUCGGGUCCAGCUGUAAUCUGUUUAAUGAUCCUUCUGAUCAGAAAACCUGUGAAGAAGCUCGAGAAGACUGCAGAGCACGGAGUUCAGAUUUGCUUGUUCUACAUGAUGAAGAUGAACCGGAUGCAGUCAGUUUUUACAGCUGGUACAGGGACAGAUCCUGGAUUGGUCUGAGAGCUGAAGGAGGGAGAUGGAAGUGGAUUGAUGGAAGUAAUCUGACUGAAAGGUAAGAGACACAUUC
This is a messenger RNA of Etheostoma cragini (Arkansas darter), 605 nucleotides long. RefSeq names its product C-type lectin domain family 10 member A-like. The transcript has 5 exons. The coding region runs from base 1 to 594 and encodes 197 amino acids. NCBI's taxonomy places the organism in Eukaryota, Metazoa, Chordata, Actinopteri, Perciformes, Percidae. The record is from RefSeq and is a predicted model, not a curated record.